AUGUUCUGGAUUACAGUUAAAGGUUGGAACAUUUGGCGUUACAACAAAACAUUACCUUACCAAACUUCAGUGGGUGAUACAGUUAAACAUAAGAAAAAGGUUCAUAUAAGCAUAUGCCCUAAGAAGCGUCCUAUAAACAUAUGCCUUAAGAAACUUCCUGAGGAAGUUACAGCUUUUGAAAAACCUGGAGAAGCUGAACAGAUUAGUUCAAACCAACUUAAAGCUGAACUCAAGAACCUUGAAUACUUCAUCCGUAAUCUGGAAUUGGAAUCCUUUAAAGGUCUAAUAAUCACAGCUAAAGAAAAGUGGAUUUCAGAGAAGUGCGUUGAAUUAGAGGACUUACAAAAGAAACACGACUCAUUUACAUUACACAAAAAAAUAAAAGAAUUAACUGGACCAGCACAACGUUUUUGUCCUCUAACAAUUAUUAACUCAGAUGGUACACUAUGUUCAACCGUACAAGAAAAAAUACAAGUAUGGGAACAACACAUGAAAGAACUUUAUAAUGACUAUAGAGAAGAACCAACAGUAAGACCAACGGUUGAUCAGGGACCAGAAAUUCUCAAUAGUGAAGUAUUGCAGGCAAUUAAACAACUUAAAAACCACAAAAGUCCAGGCCUUGACAAUAUAUAUCCAGAAAUACUUAAAUUAAUAUCAGAAGAGAACGUAGAUAUACUGACUAGGCUUUUUAACAAGAUCUAUGAUAGAGGAAAUGUACCUGAUGACUGCCUCCACUCAACUUUUGUACCGCUUCCGAAAAAACCAUCAGCUCGACAUCUCAGUGACUACAGACUUAUUAGUUUAAUGAGUCACGCACUGAAAGUGUUACUUAAAAUAAUACAUAACAGAAUUUAUAAGAAGUGUGAGCAAGAAAGCGGCUAUGAACAGUUUGGGUUUAAGAGUGGAUUGGGAACACGAGAGGCCUUAUUCUGUUUACAAUUGAUGGUGCAGAAGUAUACAGACCAACAAAAACCAAUAGAGGAGUUUGGAUGUGUGCUGUCUCCUUCGUUAUUUAAUGUUUAUUCUGAGGCGAUUUUUCUGGAAGCUUUCUCUUCAACAGAUUGCGGUAUUAAAGUCAACGGCGAAGUCAUUAACAACAUUAGAUUUGCCGAUGACACAGUUCUUAUUGCCGACUCUGAUACUGGUCUCCAGAGUUUAGUGGAACGACUUGAAGGCUCCUGUAAGAAAUACGGGAUGAAGAUCAAUUCUCUUAAAACUAAGUCAUGA
Molecule: messenger RNA, 1227 nt
Organism: Sitophilus oryzae (rice weevil)
Lineage: Eukaryota; Metazoa; Arthropoda; Insecta; Coleoptera; Curculionidae
Exons: 4
Coding region: 1-1227 (408 amino acids)
Source: RefSeq, a predicted model, not a curated record